AUGCGUAUCCAAUCUUUCGCUCUCUUGGCUAGUGCCACCGCCGCCAUCGCUGCCGAGACAGUCACUCUGUUUCUACCCGGGUUCGAUGAGCAACGAAUUGAGGGCAAGGUCAUUGGAUCUAGCGGCUCCAUGACCAAGUAUCUUAUCAACUGUCCUGCCGACGUUGAUUCGGAUGACUGUGGCCUUCCCCCGGCUGGCAUGACCGUGAACCAAGGUUCUUCAACUGUCAGCCUAGGAUACAACAUGGAUGAUGUCACCAUCGCUGAGAGCUGCAAGUAUGAUUCCACGAGCGUAAAGUGCGGCGCAAUCUUUGACGAGCGUGGCACGACCUCCACAUGGAACUCGGCCAUCGCUAUCACGGAAAUUCCUGGCGGCGCAUUGAUGCCUGUGACGAUUACCGCAACUGGCACUGAUAGCAGUUCCGCCACCACUGGUGCCUCUGUCUCAGCUUCGACUGCCGUGUCGACUAGCGCUGCUACAUUGACCACCUCUGCUUCUACUUCUGAUACCACUGCCACCAGCACUAACACUGGUAUUAGUACUGUUACUAGCACUGCUGGCGCGUCCGCAGAUAGCAGCAGUGCUGCUGCCACUAGCCAGACUAAGAGUGGUAACGCUGCUAUGCCCAUGAAUCCUGGAAACACGCGCUGGGCUGCUGGUGGUGCUGCGGCUGCACUGGCCCUUCUCGCUCUUUGA
Molecule: messenger RNA, 696 nt
Organism: Penicillium digitatum Pd1
Lineage: Eukaryota; Fungi; Ascomycota; Eurotiomycetes; Eurotiales; Aspergillaceae
Product: putative GPI anchored glycoprotein
Source: RefSeq, a predicted model, not a curated record